GCCCCGCGGCCAAAGAAGCGGAGCCUCCCAGGCCAGGGAGCUCUUGGAGCAGCGGCGCUGCCUCUUGCGGCGGCGAUUCGCCAGAGGAGACAUCGACGGCUGCGGCAGAGAGUUCCAUGGCGAAUGGUGCGACUUGCUGCUUCUGGGGAGGACGGCGAAGAAGAGCAAAACCCGAUCAAGUCUGCCAUUGCCUUCAUCUCAGGAGUCGUAGGCUGGCUUAUGGGGAUGCUGAACGAAGAGACUCAAAGCACCACCGAGACGAGGUCUAGCGAGGGCGAGGAGGGCGGUGCUUCCUUGGUGCAGCAGCUCGGGCGAACUCCGAUUGAUGCACAGAAGGGCCUUCCGAUCUACUCGCUGGGGCCCUUUCCCAGGUGUACAGAAGCUUCAGACUUGCGCAGCAGAGCAAGGCACGUCACAGUCAUCACUACGGCGGCGCUGCCGUGGACGACUGGGCCGUCCAUAAAUCCACUACUACGAAGCCUUCACCUCGCCAGGAACGGGCAUGGAGUCAUCUUCGUCAUGCCAUGGGUGCGCCUGAAGGAGGAGCAGGCAAUCCUUUUCCCAGAGGGAGUCUCUUUCCGCAGCGUUGAAGAACAGGAAAGAUACGUGGCCAAAUGGUGCAGGGACCGCGCCGGGAUGGACCCCGACAAGCUGCCCAUCACGUUUCGAUGGUACGAA
Molecule: messenger RNA, 678 nt
Organism: Symbiodinium necroappetens
Lineage: Eukaryota; Dinophyceae; Suessiales; Symbiodiniaceae
Source: the annotation of a GenBank genome assembly